AUGCACACAUUUUCUACAUUACCUGUCGAACUUGUUUAUCGAAUUAUGGAUCAUCAAAAUGAGCUGACGCUAUUUUUGUCAAUGCAAAAUAUUUGUCGACGGCUCAAUCAAAUACUCAGCACCUAUGAGCGAUAUCGAACGCUCACCACACUAAACCUCAAUUACUGCAGUAUUCGUCUUGUAACAGCGCAGCGCAUUGGGCAUGCGCUGCGAACAAAUACGACACUCACCACACUAAAUUUUAGUCAGAACCAAAUCCGUGAUAAAGGAGCACAACACAUUGCCGAUGCGUUGCGAACGAACACGGCGCUCACCACACUAGAUCUCAGCGGCGACGGAAUCGGUGACGAAGGAGCACAGCACAUUGCGGAUGCUUUGCAAACGAACACGACGCUCACCACACUAUACCUCGGGAGUAAUCGAAUCGGUCGUGAAGGAGCACAACACAUUGCGGAUGCUUUGCGAACGAACACGACGCUCACCACACUACAGCUCAGUGGCGACGAAAUCGGUGGCGAAGGAGCACAACACAUUGCGGAUGCAUUGCGAACGAACACGACGCUCACCACACUAAGGCUCGGCAGUGACAAAAUCCGUGAUGAAGGAGCACAACACAUUGCGGAUGCAUUGCGAACGAACACGGUAAUAUUCACCUCAUUUCAAAGACAACGAAGCAGUCAACCUAUCUCACACCUACAGGCACUUACCACACUAAACCUCGGGUGUAAUCUAAUCGGUCGUGAAGGAGUACAACACAUUGCGGAUGCUUUGCGGACGAACACGACGCUCGCCAGACUAGAUCUCAGCUGGAACAAAAUCCGUGAUGAAGGAGCACAACACAUUGCGGAUGCAUUGCGAACGAACACAGCACUCACCACACUAAACCUCCAGCAUAAUGGAAUCGGUCGUGAAGGAGCACAACACAUUGCGGAUGCUUUGCGAACAAACACGACGCUCACCACACUAAUGCUCAACGACAACAGAAUCGGUGAUGAAGUAGCUGAACAGAUUGCAGAGGUGUUGGGAAGGAAUACAAACGUGAAGACGGUGUAG
Messenger RNA from Adineta ricciae, 1053 nucleotides. NCBI's taxonomy places the organism in Eukaryota, Metazoa, Rotifera, Eurotatoria, Adinetida, Adinetidae. The record is from the annotation of a GenBank genome assembly.